Molecule: messenger RNA, 2123 nt
Organism: Telopea speciosissima
Lineage: Eukaryota; Viridiplantae; Streptophyta; Magnoliopsida; Proteales; Proteaceae
Exons: 8
Coding region: 71-1810 (579 amino acids)
Source: RefSeq, a predicted model, not a curated record
UAAAAGGAAUCUCAACCUUGCUUUUCUCUCUGUCUCACUCUCUGGACUGUGUCAUGAGAAGCUGUGGACAAUGCCGGGAUUAGGGGUUCAAGAGAAGAAACAAUCGAGGUCGGGUUUCAGAGCUUGGGACGAUAGUCCUGAUUCUGUAAGCUUCACACAGGAUUCGAACUUCAGUCUCUUCUCUUCCACUUCUGGAAGUGUUGAUCGUUGCUCAUUUGCAUCUGAUAUUCACGAUCACGAAGCUUUAGUUUCUGAAAUCUCUAAGCAUUUUGCAGGACGCGAGCGUGAUCACUGUCGGUGUUCGAGUGGCCCAGAUCUAGAUCACAACAGACUCGGUACAGUCAAUAAGAACAGUCUCCCACCCACAAAAGGAGAAAAGGCGAAAGAACGAGAGGAAGAAGAAACGGAGACAGAGGACGAUAAUCAAAUCCCAGAUCCACCGCAAGAUUCCUUCUCCCAAGCUCUCCAAGAAUGUCACAACAGGCGACUUAAAUCUGAUGCUGUAGUGACUGUGAAAAGGUCAGAGAGGCGAAGACCUGCUUCCUUUGAUCUGAACAAUCAAGCGAGCGAUGUCACCAGCUCUUCGCCGCGUUUGGAGGGCAUGAAAAAGAGCACCGUUACUUCUCGCAGAUCCGGUGCAUUCCCCAGCCCAGGAACGCCGAAUUACCGACACGGAACAGCAGCGAUGCAGAAAGGAUGGAGCUCAGAACGGGUUCCAUUGCCAGUGAACGGCAGCCGGAGGUAUGCGACUGCUGCCCUGUUGCCUCUCAACAGUGGAAGGACCUUGCCCUCCAAGUGGGAGGAUGCAGAGAAGUGGAUUUUCAGUCCGGUUUCGGGAGAUGGAGUGAUCAGAUCUUCGUUGCCACAUCCACAGAGACGACCGAAGUCGAAGAGUGGACCGCUUGGGCCACCGGGGAUUGCCUAUUAUUCGACUUAUUCGCCAGCCAUGCCGAUGUAUGAAGGUGGCAAUGUCGGUAAUUUCAUGCCAGGUUCUCCGUUUUCUGCUGGAGUACUGGUAGCAGAUGGUUUUACCGGUCGUUGUGUUGAUGGCGGUGGACAUCUUCCGGCGGCCGUGGACCCUUGUAUAAUGCGGUCGGCUAGCGUGCAUGGUUGCUCGGAUAUGUUGAGCCAGUCCUUGUUGCCGGGGACACAAGACACAAGACCAGAUGGCACCAAGGAUGCAGCGACCAUGAUUUCUCGUGCUGUUUCAAGAAGGGACAUGGCAACACAGAUGAGCCCUGAGGGUAGCACCCACUCGUCUCCCAAAGGGAGGCCUUCAUUCUCGCCCUCUCCUCCUCCUUCACUCCUUCCCAUUGUGGAGCUGCAGAGCUACCAUUCCACUAAAUCAGAAGUCAGGGAUGUGCAAGUAGAUGAGCGGGUCACUGUGGCAAGAUGGUCCAGGAAGCGUACUACCCGACUACCUGCAAAGGGGCCACUAGAUGCUGAGGAGUGGAGAAAGAAAGCCGCAGAAGCUCAAGUCUCCGCUUGGGAAGUUGCAGAUACGACGAAGUGCAUGUCAAAGAUUAAAAGGGAGGAAGCCAAGAUCACUGCAUGGGAGAAUUUGCAGAAAGCAAAGGCUGAAGCAGCAAUGCGGAAACUAGAGAUGAAACUGGAGAAGAAGAGAUCAUCUUCUAUGGAUAGGAUCAUGAACAAGCUGAGAUCAGCUCAGAGGAAGGCACAAGAAAUGAGGAACUCUGUGUCUGUGAGCCAGGCCCGUCAGGUAACUCGGACUUCCGGUAGGGUUCUGUCUUUUCGCAGGACUGGGCAUAUGGGUUCCUUCAGUGGUUGCUUCACUUGCCAUGCCUUCUGAUGACUCAUUCACUGUGUAUUUGAUCCUCUUCUACGUUUGAACACCUGGCAGAGAAGAACUAGCAGAGAAAUAAGGGAGAAAUAAUGGAUAUUGGCAUGGAGUAUGGUACAAUUCAGUUUUGUAGCAGCAUGAAGGACUCAGCUCAAAGAAGUACCACAAAUGAGAUAUUAGAUUCACCCUCAUCAGCAUUCAGUUGGGAUAUCAAGUAUAUAAAUAAUGUCAAUAAUGGUCUAAAGUGCAAUCGAAAUACGUUUCUUGAACUCAAAAGAUUUAUCAAGCGUGAUAAUUACUCCCAAACAGGAAUUCCAGGAUG